GAUUGUUGAAAAGUAAAGAAAUUGCCUGCCAAACAUUCAUUGUUGCAAUGUGUUUUUGUUAAAAAGAAAUUUUAACAAGGCUCAAGAAGAAAAAUAUCUGGAUUAUGUAGCUGUAGCCGCGAUACACCGAAAUAUUAUUCGCCUGACUUGAAUUAACGCCGUCAAGUGCGCACCGAAAAAUACGUCAUACGUCAGAUAGCGAUCAAACCCCAACUGACAGAAAAAAACGUCUGAGACUCGCUUCAGUCCGGGUCUUAAAUAUACACUGGGUCAUUGUAAUAAAAAAACACACAUUUGGGGUUCUAUUAGAGGAAAGGCGGCAUAUUAGAACCACUAUCCAAUUUAAGUUUGAUAUGAGGGGAAGCUAUUUUUUGUUCUAUCCUCAAAUGUACGGUAAACAUGAAAGGUAGCUGUGCUUGAGUUCAGUGUGUUCUGGGAGCACGCAGAGAAAAGGACACUUUGAAAAUCUCCGCCGCAUUUACGCCUACCAAGACCUACAGAGAUGAAGAGAAGUGCUACCUACAGGGAGAAGUUCCUUCACUCCGUCUUUCUGUUCUGGGCGUUCUUUGUCACGGGCAUCCACAAUGCCAUGCAUGGCCCCGCCCUCCUUGACCUGGCUCAGAUCACUCAUACCAAUGUAGAACAAGCCUCUGUGUUCUUCACCGCCAUGGCUGCGGGUGGAUUACUGGGGACGAUGUGUCUGAGCUGGCUCUUUGAUCGCUUCCCCCGCCACCAGUGCCUCCUUCUCGGCGUCGCCAGCUUCGGUGUCGGCAUCACGAUGGCUGCAAUACCCUGGAGUUUACAGUACAUCCUCACCAUAGCGCUCUGCUUCAUCAACCAGUUCCUCAGUGGUGGAAUGGAAACAGUAUGCAACACCGACAUGGUCGCCACGUGGGGCAGUGAAGGCAAUAUGCAUCUUCAGUUCAUGCACUUCACAUUGGCCGCCGGAGCAACAAUAGCUCCUCUCAUUGUAGAACCUUUCCUUGCAAAAUCCCAGAAUUUGAACUUAAUAUCAUCUGAUGAGACCGCCAAUGGAACCGUAUUUCCCAGUUCAAUUUCAACAUCUCACAGUCCAGUAUUCUUGGCGGAGCCGAAUAAUUCCGUAAUAUAUAACGUAACAAAUACUACGGGUUUUUUGCCUCGUCAUGACCAGGCGGAAGUGCCCAGUCUUAUUCAGUACGCAUACCUUAUCAGCGGAGUCAUGUCAAUCACGGCUGCAGUUCCCUUUCUUGUGGAGAUUUGUACGUCAGACAGGAGAUCGCGACAUCGGCCUGCUCAGUCAGACCUGAUAGCCAGACCUGCUCUACCCCCGAGACUCAGAUAUCCAGUUUUUAUAUUCGUAGGAUUAUUUUUCGUAUGUACGUGUGCCGCGGGCGGCUCGUAUAUCGCCUACCUGGCUACCUUCUUUGUGAAACAACGUGGAUGGACGAAAUACCUCGCGUCCUUAAUUACGACAGCCUUCUGGGGGAGUCUAUGUCUGUUUAGGCUGGUAGCGGUUGUCCUGUGCAAGUUUCUUUCUCCUUUGGUGAUGAUGAAUGUGUUCCAGACGUUGAUGCUGCUGUCGAUGCUGAUGACGUGGCUGUUUGUUCACUUGGACUCCGACACGUGUCUCUGGAUAUCUGUUAUCGGGACGGGUGCAUCAAUCUCAACCUUGUUUGCCUCCAUGGUUGCUUACGUCAAUAAUGACGUCAUGCCCGUGACGGGUAGUGUGACGACAAUCGUUAUGAUUGGCUCUAAUAUUUCGGGGAUAUUGAACCCGGUCGUGAUGGGGCACCUGCUUCAAGAAGUAUCGGUUAUGUGGUUCGUGUAUUUGCCUAUCAUUGAACAGUCUGCUGCGUUUGCUGCUUUCUUGGGUCUGGUGUUGUAUUCCAAGGUAUGCAUCAGUCCAUACGUACAGAAGUGUUCCGUGCUAACUGAGGCUGAGGCAGACCUGGACACUCCUGUUAUGAAGAACACAGAUUGAUUUAAUUAUCGUCUUGAAGAUCUUUAUUUACUAACUAAUUCCUCAUCUCACCAGCUGUUGUGUCACACUGACACUCCUGUUAUGAAGUACACAAACUGAUUCAAUAAAUCGUGAUAUGUGACGUCGAACACAUGCUUGAAAAUUUGUCUUGACGAUCUUCAAUUAGGAACUAACUCCGCACUUCCUGAGCUAUUGUGUCACAUUGACACUCCUGUUAUGAAGUGCACAGACUGAUUUAACGGCCGUGACAUGUGAUAUCGGACAUAUGCUUAAAAACUUGUUUUGAACAUCUUCUAAUACGAAAACCAACUCUGCACUUCCUUUUUGAGCUUUUACAUGAUACUGACACUCCUGUGAUAAACAAUUAUGGAGAUUCAUUUACUAAUCGUGAAUCACGAAAAAAUGCGGAUCACGUGCCGAAAAUCACGAAUAAGUGACUGUGAAAAAUUCUCUAACACAUGUACGAGGGUUGAUUGAUCAGUUCUAAAGCUCACGUAGAAAGCCUUGACAAAGAGACAUUAAAGUUGUUUAUUUUGUCAACAUAAACCCCUUCGACAUUGAUACACUUUUGCCUACGGUGCUGUAGGGAUUUCAUACCAGUAUUUCUUGGAAAUCCAAAAGGUUCCGGCUUGAACUGUCUUCAUGUUUGGAAUAGACGGGAGUUUGAUGGAGCCAGAUCAAGAGAAUAAGGUGUUCUGAAGGAGUUCAAAGCCGCACCCGUACAUUCUAACCAUGGCGCCGACUGAUUCGUGCUGAUGGAGAAGCACAUUUGUUCGCAGCUUCCCACGUCUCUUAGUAUUUAUUAUGCAGCAUCCCUGGACACGGAGGCCAUAACCUUUCCAGCUGAUGGGACUGUCUCUGCCUUCUUUGGUGAUGGUGGUGUCAAAUGCUUCCACUGUUUUGAUUGUUGUUUGGACUCCGACAGGAACAUGUGAAUCGUUGCAAGAACCUUUCUGCACCAGCUUCAAACAGAGAUAGAUUAUCACUGGGCAUGAUGUGCUUGGUGCGUUUUGGUCAGACGCCAGAAGCGUUGGAACCCGACGAAUUGAUACUCUCUUUAUUGCCAAAGUCUUCUGUAAUAAUAUAAUGAAAUCUUACGUAUUAAAUGUCUUCUGAAUA
This is a messenger RNA of Haliotis rufescens (red abalone), 3082 nucleotides long. RefSeq names its product sodium-dependent glucose transporter 1A-like. Gene Ontology annotation, biological process: transmembrane transport. The record is from RefSeq and is a predicted model, not a curated record. The transcript is spliced from 4 exons. Lineage: Eukaryota; Metazoa; Mollusca; Gastropoda; Lepetellida; Haliotidae. Bases 503 to 1963 code for a protein of 486 amino acids.